Messenger RNA from Drosophila suzukii, 823 nucleotides. RefSeq lists its product as uncharacterized. The record is from RefSeq and is a predicted model, not a curated record. Lineage: Eukaryota; Metazoa; Arthropoda; Insecta; Diptera; Drosophilidae.
UAUCUGGUUGGCAGUUUACUUCAUUCCAACGCCUUCACCCCUAACAGUAACAACACACAUAAAUAAAAGUUUGACCUAACUGAUUUUUUAGCUACAGCAGUCCAAAAUGAGUGAUGAAGAAGCACCUGGUGAGGGAGGUGAGGAGUCUCCGGGAGCAGCGGAGCCAGCAGAGGCCGCGGCACCACCACCAGAUACAACCACCGCUGAGCCCGUGGAUACCACCACUUCAGGAGCCCGACUGAUGAUGCACCACCCCUGGUUGGCGGCCGCUGCGGUGGCCGUCUAUGCCACCAAGGUCAUGUGGGUCAAGUUCCGCGAACUCGGCUUGGCCAAACAGAAAAAGCAGCUCAAGAAUCAAAACAAAAAGUCAAAGCCUCUGCAGGAUGUCGAAGAAAAUAGUUCUGAAUCCGGGUCUGAGGCAGAGACUGAUGCAGAAGACGAAGAUGAUAUCCGAAACGUUCAGGAUGUGGAUCUUCAGUCAGAAAUACCACCGAAUCUGGUUGAUUUAGACGAUCCGAAUGGGAAUCAUCGAUCAAUUGAAGUUCCGCCCGCUGACUUUUGACACUCAAAUUCGGGGAUGAAGGACCAUCGAAGGACACUACACAAAAACACACUACAAGGACACUAAUUGUUGUAAUGCUUGCGAUUUACGUAGGGGAGGAUCCAGCCACACCCCAUUGGGGGACACAAAUUGUUAGUUCUGAAACAUUACCGAAAAUUCUUGUAAAACCAUUCAACAUUGUGUUUGUAAAAUGUUUUCUGUAAAUGCUGCGAUGAGAAAAACGAAUUUUGUAAAAUAAACCCAUUGAACUAAAAUUGCGUA